AUGGCAGCAUCAUUGGCAUGCCUUGUUGGGAACAGUUUAUCUACGCAUAGUAAUAAAGUAAAUAUUCACAAGGACAUAAAUGGAAGACAUGUUUUAUUUUCUUGGAGACAUUCAAAAUUGAAAAGAGCAUCGAAAACUAUAUUAGUCAAGGCGUCUUUGGAUCAAAGGGAACAAGAAGGGAGAAGAGGAUUUCUGAAAUUAUUGAACCUGACAGUUGGUUUACCCGCAUUAUUAGGAAGCGCAAAAGCUUAUGCUGAUGAACAAGGGGUUUCGUCCUCCAAAAUGUCUUAUUCUAGGUUUCUUGAGUAUUUGGACAAAGACAGGGUUAAAAAAGUUGAUCUGUAUGAGAAUGGAACUAUAGCUAUUGUAGAGGCUGUUUCUCCCGAGUUAGGUAAUCGGGUGCAGCGAGUGCGAAUUCAACUUCCUGGACUUAGCCAAGAACUCCUUCAGAAAUUCAGGCAAAAGAACAUCGACUUUGCAGCUCAUAAUGCCCAAGAAGAGUCAGAUUCUUUAUUUUCAAACCUGAUUGGAAAUUUGGCUGUCCCUAUAAUUGUGAUUGGAGGACUGUUCCUUCUCUCACGACGUUCAUCUGGGAUGGGUGGUCCUGGUGGGUCUGGCUUUCCUUUUGCUUUUGGUAAAUCCAAAGCCAAAUUUCAAAUGGAACCAAAUACCGGAGUGACAUUUGAUGAUGUUGCUGGGGUUGAUGAAGCGAAGCAGGAUUUUGUGGAGGUAGUGGAGUUUCUACAAAAGCCUGAGAGGUUCACUGCUAUUGGAGCUCGCAUUCCAAAAGGAGUUCUUCUUGUUGGUCCCCCGGGGACUGGGAAGACUCUAUUAGCCAAGGCUAUUGCUGGUGAAGCAGGUGUCCCGUUUUUCUCAAUCUCUGGUUCUGAGUUUGUUGAGAUGUUUGUUGGUAUUGGUGCUUCUCGAGUUCGUGAUUUAUUCAAGAAGGCCAAAGAGAAUGCUCCUUGUAUUGUUUUUGUUGACGAAAUUGAUGCUGUGGGGAGGCAACGAGGCGCUGGAAUUGGUGGAGGGAAUGAUGAAAGGGAACAAACCCUCAACCAGCUUUUGACAGAAAUGGAUGGAUUUGAGGGCAAUACCGGAAUCAUUGUCAUUGCAGCAACCAACAGGGCUGACAUUCUUGAUUCUGCUUUAUUGAGACCGGGGCGGUUUGAUAGACAGGUAUCAGUUGAUGUUCCAGACAUUCGGGGAAGGACUGAAAUACUAAAGGUUCAUGGUAGUAAUAAAAAGUUUGAUGCAGAUGUUUCUCUCGAGGUAGUUGCAAUGAGAACACCUGGCUUUAGUGGAGCUGAUCUUGCAAACCUCUUGAAUGAAGCUGCUAUAUUAACUGGUCGGCGUGGAAAGACAGAAAUUUCAUCCAAAGAGAUUGACGAUUCUAUUGAUAGGAUUGUGGCUGGAAUGGAAGGAACAGUGAUGAUAGACGGGAAGAGCAAGAAUUUAGUGGCAUAUCAUGAAGUUGGGCAUGCCAUUUGUGGAACUUUGACUCCUGGUCAUGAUCCUGUACAAAAGGUAACCCUUGUUCCCCGUGGGCAAGCUCGGGGUCUCACUUGGUUCAUUCCUUCUGAUGAUCCAACACUAAUCUCCAAACAACAACUCUUUGCAAGAAUUGUUGGUGGACUUGGCGGAAGAGCAGCAGAGGAAAUUAUUUUUGGUGAGCCCGAGGUUACAACUGGAGCAGCUGGUGAUUUGCAGCAAAUAACCAGUUUGGCUAAACAGAUGGUAAUCACAUUUGGAAUGUCCGAUAUUGGUCCUUGGUCGCUUAUGGACGGCUCAGGUCAAAAUGCAGAUGUCAUCAUGAGAAUGAUGGCUAGAAACUCAAUGUCAGAAAAGCUUGCUGAAGACAUUGAUUUUGCUAUCAAGAGGCUCUCAGAUGAAGCAUAUGAAAUUGCAUUGAAGCAUAUAAGGAACAACCGUGAGGCCAUCGAUAAAAUUGUGGAAGUCCUACUUGAAAAAGAGACAAUUACCGGAGACGAAUUCAGAACUCUCCUUUCUGAGUUCGUUGAAAUUCCACCCGAAAAUGUGAUCUCUUCUUCAACUCCCUCACCAGUUUCUGUUUGA
Messenger RNA from Lathyrus sativus (Indian pea), 2076 nucleotides. The record is from the annotation of a GenBank genome assembly. NCBI's taxonomy places the organism in Eukaryota, Viridiplantae, Streptophyta, Magnoliopsida, Fabales, Fabaceae.